Eurytemora carolleeae is the source of this 3515-nucleotide messenger RNA. RefSeq lists its product as uncharacterized. Bases 2378 to 3040 code for a protein of 220 amino acids. The transcript is spliced from 4 exons. The record is from RefSeq and is a predicted model, not a curated record. Lineage: Eukaryota; Metazoa; Arthropoda; Copepoda; Calanoida; Temoridae.
CGUCAUUGCACCCCUCUUUCAGAAGAAAGGGGGGUGCACCUGCACCCUUGCACCCCCCCUGGCUAUGGGCCAAACACCCUGGCACUUAAUAGCCUAGACCUACUGGUACAAGUAAAUUUGUAUACAAUACAAUAACAAUAAGCCGGUAAAUCUUGUACCAGUCCUAAUCUUGCAACAGUUUGACCAAAGACUGUUGUAAAUGCCUUACUCAAAAAACUGCUUUCAGACCCGUAUCAAUCCAGGUACAACUCUUCACUAUAAAUGUCAAACACAGACACAAUCUUGUCAACUAUUAAACCCAUACACACUACUGUCUCCUCUGAAUUCUUUUAGCACAUCUAUGCUGACCAGCCUGGGAUAUAUCCAAUUCACAGGAAGUGUUGCUUCUCACCCUAACAUGGUCAAGAAUGGGGUCUGGCCCGUGAUAUUAUGCACGGUUGUGUUCUAAGCCAAAUAGGCAGCUUUUACAUCAGAUAAGCACUUGCAAAUCUUGUGAAUACAUCUUGCACUGUCAACAAAUAAUGUUUUUUCUCACUGUUUCUGGAUUUGAUGCUUCUUUCUUUGGUUAAACAUGUUGACCACUUCUUCCUUCAAUUUUUCAACUUGAUUCAAUAUCUUGUUUUCAUCUAUCUUGAAGCUUUCAUCAAUAAAUAUCUUUUUACCCUCUUCAUCAUUAUCUUCUUCCACUUCCAGUUCCCUACUUUCCCAUGGUGCUUCUUUGAGCCAAGUUUCUUUAUCAAUGUAUAAGCUGUGGGUUUUCCCUAGUCUCUGACCUGUACAUAUUUAUAUUUUUUCCUCCCUGUGGUUUUCCACAUAGAUAGCUUGUACCUCGACAGACAAAUUGUAGGCUGUCUCCAGAAGUACCAAUUUUCGGCUUGAGUCUUGUUCUUCUGGUAGCAUGGAUUCUACAAAACCUUCGCCUUUCCAAUCUCCUUCUAUUGUGAUUUUCACUAAUUUGGCACUUCCUGGGGAAUAAAUACUUUUUCCCCUGACCACAGUUAUCACUCUGUUAUUUCCUAUCUGUAAUUAACAUUUGUAGGUUUCGUAACGGUUUUCUCUGCUUUAUAGCAUGCAGGGAUUAUCUGCAAGUACUUUUUUCGUCUUAUAGAUCCUCUUCUCUUUAUGCAUAAAUGGGAAGAGGGAUCCUGUCACACCACAUAACCCAGUUAGUCUUUCUUGACUUCCUUUUCCGGUUAUUAAUUAUGCUUCUUGCUUUGCACAGGAAAAAUUCACUUCUGCAUUUUUACUCCUUUUACACAUUUUUUUAACUUUGCAGUAUUUGCUGUGCGUCUAUGUUUUGAGGGUUCAUCAUGUUCAGUUCUGUCUCUUACUUGUCCUCACUAGGUAGACUAAGGUGCAAUGAUUCAACAUUAUCCAGUGUUGCUGUUGCUACUUCUUCUGAUGCAAUAUCUUCUCCUACUGUUUCUCUCCUUACUCCACUAAACAGAUGCUUACUUAGUUCUUCUUUCAUGGAGACUUUGGCAUUAUCCUACUGCUGCCACCAAUUUGGUAGUAAAUGCCUUACUCAUAAAACUGCUUUCAGACCUGUAUCAAUCCAAGUACAACUCUUCACUAUCAAUGUCAAACACGACCACGAUCUUGUAAACUACCAAUGCCAAACAUGGGCACAAUCUCUUCAGCUAUUAAUGUCUACACAGACACAAGCUUGUAAACUAUCAAUGUCAAACACGGACACAAUCUCAUAAACUAUCAAUGCCAAACACAGGCAUGAUCUCUGAAGUUAUCAAUGCCAAACACAGACACAAUCUUGUAAACUGUCAAUGCCAAACACGAGCACAAUCUCAUCAGCUUUCAAUGUCAACAUGGAAACAAGCUUGUAAACUAUCAAUGUCAAAUAUGGACAUGAUAUCAUCAAUUCAUUCACUAAAUAAGGAACAAUUACUUCUCUCACUGCAAUCUAAGUGGAGUUUAUUCCAACUGAAAACUACUUAGAUAUCUAUGUUACAGGUUAAUUUAAUAUAAUUUGCACAUAUAUAUAUGUAACCGUAGUUAAGCUAAUCACUAUACCUAGCUAGGCUAAUCGCAUUAUGAGUUUUGCGUAGUUAAGGAUAAACGCAUUUAGAUUUACAGACAAUGUAAACGUAAUUUAUCUGAGUAUGUUUAAAUGUAUGACUAUGGGAUUUGGUAAGGUAUUUUUUACAAGACCACUGCAUGGUCUGUUAAAUAAUGACAUUUAUGAUUACAAGUUUAGGCUGUACCAUCUUUUUUGCAGGGUACUUUAUACACUAUUACCCGAGUACUAAAGGAGCUUUAACUAUGCUUCUUACAACAUCAAUGGGUUGUCUUAGUGGUGUCUUGCCUUUUCUCCUCGGUUAUAUCAAGAGACUGUUUUGAAGAGCCAGAGAGACCAAGGAAAAUGCUUAUUCUUCUUCUCUAUAGCUUCAUUAUUUUAGGAUUGUUUCUACAAGCGAUAUGGAUGCUGAUUUUGUUUAAUUUAUAUUGGUUUUCAAUACUUACGACACUGAUGCUAAUUGGUAUUCUAAUAUUUACAACCACUGGAUUGCUCGCCUUUGGGAUGAUAACAGCUGGUUUUAUAAAGCAAAUGGAGAACCUUGAAACUGAAGUUGGGGAUGAACUAGCCAGGGGAAGGAAAUGUUUAGAAAAGUUCCGAAGGUUAAAGAAAGGUUUAAGUCCAUACCUCUUUGCUGAGUUCUCUUUUAACACCUUUGCUAUGGUUGUUCUUUUAUUCAUGGUGGUAGGUGUUUUUAAAUCUAAGUUAAUCUGGCCUAAUCUACUGAUAUUGGGACUGAACACGAUGUUUUCUGGAGUGCAAAUGCUCUAUAUUGGUGUGAUGGCAGAAGAGACUAAAUCAAAGUUUGGAAAUAUCUUGCCCUUUCUCAGAUCUGCUUGUUGUAAACAACCUGAAAAACAGAUGGAAUACUUACUUCUUAUUCAGGAAAUUCAACUUGAGGAAACCUUCUCUGGAUGUGGGUUCUUUAUGAUUGAGAAAUCUACUUUGUUAUCUGCACUUGGUACUAUUGUAACGUACUCAGUAGUACUCAUUACUUCAGAUAUAUAGAGUAAACUUUGUUAUCUGCACUUGGUACUAUUGUAACAUACUCAGUAGUACUCAUUACUUCAGAUAUAUAGAGUAAACUUUAUUAUCGGCACUUAGUACUAUUGUAACAUACUCAGUAGUACUCGUUACUUCAGAUAUAUAGAGUAAACUUUAUUAUCUGCACUUGGUACUAUUGUAACAUACUCAUGAGUACUUGUUACUUCAGAUAUAUAGUGUAAACUUUGUUAUCUGUUUAUAGUGUUACUGUUUAGUACUAUUGUAACAUACUCAGUAGUACUCUUUACUUCAGUAUUAAGUACACUUUGAUAUAUUACACUAUGUACAUUGUAAACUAAUUAAUUGAAUUAGUGAAAACUAAGUUUUGAAUCUACUUUUCCUAUCUCUAAAUGUAUUCUGUCUUUAAGUCUUAGAAUUCCAUUGACAAAAUUGUCAUAUAUACAAUGCUCAGUUGCCUUCUUUACAAAAUGAAACUGUU